GCAAAAAAUGGGGAAAGUUCUUUCCACCUUCCACCUUGGUGACAAAACAAAAAAGACCUACAACAUUUACCUAGUUUUUUAGUGCUUGUAUGAAAUGAAUAACUAUUUGCCUAUUGGAAAAGGACCAAUGCUGGUAACUACACUAGUCGGCAUAACUAUUUUGAAGAAAAACAAAUGGUUUUUAUGUAACUUUUCAAUGGUGUAAUAUAACUCAAUAAAACAACAACAGCAACAGCAGGCUGAAACUUGCGGCACCAUCCAACAACAACAACAACAGGCAGAGACACACGUUGCGCGCGAACAGCCAAUUGGAGAUUCAUCGCAUGGCAACGCGAGCAAUCCAACUUCAAUCGCUAUAGGAAACGGAUAAGGUGGCAACGCGGAAGGUCCACGGAAUGACACACAUCGUCCAGGGCUGGAUCAGCAGCUUCACUCUCGUUUGCCAAAGAAGCUGCCAUCGACUUCGACGGAAACAUUUAUGCACGCAACUGGGUAGAUCACCUUAAGAACAUAGGCCAAAUCUACAACUUAGAUAAUGACUGCCUAAGAAUGCUACUAGUUACCAAAUUAAAAGGUAAUUCUUAGCGUUGGCUGCACGCUAACCCAUCCCGAAUACUAGAUUCUUUCGAAUGACUGUGCGAACAACUAAUCAUAGCAUUUGGAAACACGGCGUCCAAAUCAGAGCGUCACCGCAAAUUCGAGCAACGGAAAUGGCAAAAGGACGAGAGAUUCACAAUGUAUUUCGAGGAUAAAACAAUGAUGUCCCAAGCCAUCAGCAUGGACAUUGAGGAACUGCCCGAACAACUCAUCGAAGGAAUCCCAUCUGCGAGUUUGCGUGAUCAAGCCCGUAUCCAAAGGUUCGCAAAUCCGGAGAAGAUGCUGCUAGCAUUUGCCAACAUACGUCUUCCACAACAACCCGGAACAUACGCACCGAAGAAGUCGACGUUGGAAGCGACGCAGAUCAACAACUUGCGCUGCAGGAACUGCAACUCGAAGGGCCAUUUGGCCAAGGAAUGCCGCAAGCCAGCAAGGGCACCUGGAUCUUGUUUCGCAUGCGGAGAAAUGGGUCAUUUUGUGGGAGAAUGCCGCCAGAGGAAGAGCAACACCUACAACAAUAGCAACAGCAACAACAAUAGCAGCGACAACAACUAUAAUGUCUCAUAGACUCAGGGAGCGCGAUAUCAUUCAUUAAGCAGUCCAGAAUUCCAGCUGCAUUAUCAAGCUUCAAGACAGAAUAAAUAAUUUAACAACCACUUCUAAAUGCCAACAAAUUCAAUUGAAAAAGACAGAUUUUUUAAUAAUGAUAUUGCGUCAAGCUUGCAAAACGCAGUCUUAUGAUGGGCAUAAAUUAACGUCAUUAAUAAUUUUUUAUUAAACGAACCUAAGCUUAACGAAAUAAAUAAAAUAUCUCAGAAAAAUAACAUUACCUCGUUUUCAAUUGAGGAAACGCUGGAAUUUGUUCAUGUAUCUGUCUUACAUAAUAAAAUAGCUUUAAUUUACUUAAUAAAAAUACCUGGACUUGAACCAACUAAUUAUGAAAAUCUUCUUUUAAAGCCUGUCAUCAGAAACGAAUUAAUAAUACUUUUGGAACUUAUGAACUUUUUGUAUCAAACAAUGAAAUGCUAGGCCUACCCCAUGUUUGUAAAACUCCAAACUAUGUAAAAAUUUGUAAAAAAGAAAAAUUGUUAAUUUUAGUAAUUCAAAAUGUGUUUCAAAAUAGGCUUAGGGAUAGGAAUCGUUGUGUGAUUAUGGUAACUCGGACCACAUUGAACCAAUAGAGGAAAUAGACGGUAGCAUACUUAUCUUAAAUGACUUCAACAGCAGCCUAAAUUCAAACAAAAUUUCACAUCAACUUAGAGGAACUUCCAUGAUUAAAUUUUAAACGAAACUAUAAAUAUAAAUGGAAAAAUUUGUACAAACAAAGAAAAAACAAUAAUGAAACCCGAAAUUCCACUAAUUCAAAUUACCUCAUUGCAAGCACAAAGCAUACAAAUUCUGUCUUUAGAAUCUCUACAUAUAAAAAAAGAAAGCACUUACAAACCUUAAAGAAUGAUUCUACAAUAAACCGAAUAACCACAGUUACAUUAAUUUGCGCCAUUAUUCUUGCUUUGAUCGUAUUAAAAAACUGUAUUCACAGAAAAGAAAAAGUAAACCUACAUAUCCAUGAAUUCCCUCCACAAGUUUUAAACAACAAAACUAAUAUUAUAUCAAUUCCUAAAAAAAAUACAAGAAUUUAAUAAUAUUUCCAAUUUCUAACACCUCUCGAGGACAAGCAGGUUCUUAAGGAGGGGGAGUUAAUCACACAAAUAUUUCUACAUUUUUUCCGAGAAAUAUUGCAUCAUUGUCAAUGGCAACAUUGCAACAUUUCAAUUCAACGGUCAAGAACCCGCAAGUUCAAUAACAUAAACACACGCACCCGGUUAACAGCCACAACGCAAUACCAAAAUGCUGAUUUUGCAAACCUUGCAGACUCACGCAUCCGGCUAACAGCCACAGCGCAAUAUCAAAAUACUGAUUCUGCAAACCUUGCAGUUUCAGUCGCUUCAUCAGAACUAGACAACCGCCGUGGUCUCUUCCGCGACGUCGACGUCGCUGCCCCAACCCACAGCUUAGAUCAGGGUAUUUUUAAAUGAAUAAAAUCAGUCUCAAAUUGAACUUCGAAUAAAUCAAACGAUCAAAAACUUAUUUUGAUUUGGUUUGGUUUUUAUUAUCCUGGAAAUUAAAUUGCAUAUGCCUACACACCAUUUCCACACAUUAGAUCUUACUCUUGAGUCACCCCUAUCAAAAGGAAACAAAACUUGAAACCCACUUAUUGUAAACCUUUCUAAACUCAGAAGGUGCUUGGAAGUUUCCAUUGUGAAUGUUAAAUCUCAGACUAAACAUUUAAUGUCGCGCCUCUGAUAAAUUCCAACGGCACGUUCCUACACUUUUGGCAU
This is a messenger RNA of Drosophila gunungcola (fruit fly), 2936 nucleotides long. Its product is annotated as zinc finger CCHC domain-containing protein 9-like. The record is from RefSeq and is a predicted model, not a curated record. Bases 736 to 1164 code for a protein of 142 amino acids. Lineage: Eukaryota; Metazoa; Arthropoda; Insecta; Diptera; Drosophilidae. Gene Ontology annotation, molecular function: nucleic acid binding; zinc ion binding. The transcript is spliced from 2 exons.